Molecule: messenger RNA, 1163 nt
Organism: Dicrocoelium dendriticum
Lineage: Eukaryota; Metazoa; Platyhelminthes; Trematoda; Plagiorchiida; Dicrocoeliidae
Source: the annotation of a GenBank genome assembly
GUUACAUCAAUGUUCAGUUCGUUUGUUCUUGUCUUCUGUGGAUUUUACGAGUAUUACUUGCGACCUAUCGUGAAGUGGACACUUCGGAAGUUAACUGGCAAGUGUGAGCUCCUUCGCCUCACUAUUGGCCGCCAAAAGGGAGCUUCGCGCACGCGUGCCGUUGAAAAAUCUAUCAGAUGUUCCAGACGCCUUCCACCUCUGGUUCUGUACACUGACGAAGACUGUAUUAGAUACUUAGACUGUGCCACCAAGGUGAAGCGCAUUGACGCCGAUGUUUACCCCAGCUUUUCAUCCUCCUUCAUUUAUUGUCUUAGACAGAUCUGCGCUUAUGAUCUGUUAUUAACCCAUCUGGAGUCCUUACGGUCAACCGCCGUUGAUUGGAAUAAUGAAGGACAUCUGAAUCUUCUCGAUAAACUAUGGACCUGCUUGAACACCGAAACGACGAAUGUUCCCAUACGUUCUCGUGAGUGGCAAACAGUAGGCUUUCAAUCCGACAAUCCCCAGCAGGACUUUCGUGGCAUGGGAGUUUUAUCCCUUGAGAAUUUGGUAUAUCUUAGUGUCAAUCAUACCGCGUUAACUCGCUCGUUGCUGUCUGCAUCUACUCAUCCCCAGCGAUGGUACCCCUUCGCUGUCGUCAGCAUCAAUAUAACUGAAAUGCUGUACACAUUUAUGAAAGAGGGAGAACUGAAGAAUCAAUUUUACAAUACCGCAACUCGUUGUACAAUUGUGGAUUUUCACAAAUUGUUUUGUUUCGUCUUUUACACAUUCCAUGAGUACUGGAUGCAACGCACCAGGGACAUCAUGUUCUUCAACCAUCAUCGUGAAGAAUUCCGAACUCGACUACUCAAGCGUCUGCGAUGCACAGAUUGUCGUCUGGGUUUGACUGGGUCCAAUGGUGAUGUCAGCUUCUUUGAACCUUGAUCAACUUGUUCCGGAUCAACUUAUUCAUUGCUUUUAAGCACUGAAGUUAUGCGAACCAAACAACUUAUAUACUCUCCAUUGUUUCACCAAUUUUCUCUUCUACCAUUCGUUGAUCGUAGCCUUUAGCCCGGAGGAAGGUUUUUCAUCUAUGCGCUUGUUCUUCUUACUAGUUGGCUGUUGCCUUAGUUAUACUAAUCAUUGUGUGGUGUGUAUGGCAACAAUAGAAAGGGGGCCGACUCAUU